Pseudomyrmex gracilis is the source of this 1456-nucleotide messenger RNA. Its product is annotated as chymotrypsin-2-like. Gene Ontology annotation, molecular function: serine-type endopeptidase activity. Bases 481 to 1257 code for a protein of 258 amino acids. The record is from RefSeq and is a predicted model, not a curated record. NCBI's taxonomy places the organism in Eukaryota, Metazoa, Arthropoda, Insecta, Hymenoptera, Formicidae. Gene Ontology annotation, biological process: proteolysis. The transcript is spliced from 4 exons.
UCAAUUAGACGAAGUCAAAGCACGCAAGGAUAUUACGGAGGAAUCAAAGUAAUGAGAACUGCUGCGUGUGUGUGUAAUUCCGCGAAAUGAAAUACGAAUGAAACGGCAAAACCCUCGCACACAAAAAAAAAACCGAAGAUUCAUAACAGUAGCGUCCGCGCAUUUGUCACCUAAUUAUCCCCUCCCUCCCCACCAUGUUUACUUAGACCGACCUCUUUUUUCGGAGCGUUAUCUUCAACCGAAACAUCUUCUUUUGUUCUUGAUUUUGUAAGAUGCGCUAUCAGCGCUUAAGUUAUGUUGCGCGCAUCUAAUGAGCGAUACACGCCCGUGGAACGAAGAUAUCGCAUUUUCACCUGACAUUGCCAUCGCGGUGGUUCUCCUGCCAAGUCACAAACUUUAUACGGACACUACUCACAUGUAAACUCGAUCUUCGUUCAAAAGUUAAAGUGUUGUUUCUUCACACAGUAAUCUACAUAAAUAAUGGCGGUCGACUUCACUGCUCUGUGGUUGCUAAUCAUUUUAACGCUGGACGUUAUCAACUACGAAACUCAGGCGAUUCGUGUGCGACGUUUGGUCGGUGGGACGAACGCCGCAGAAUCCGAGUUUCCUUAUCAGGCAUCCCUAAGAUACUUCGACUUGCACAUCUGCAGCGGCACGCUUAUCAGCGACAAGCACGUUCUGAGCGCGGCGCAUUGCGUGUGCGGCCUGAUCGACUACCCUUCCGAAGAACUCAGUGUGCGCACCGGGAGUGUUAAAUUGACAGAGGGUGAAAAACACGCUGUCAAGUCGAUUACGUGCCACCCUGACUAUCGCUACGGCCCGGAAGAAUCCUGGACGGCCGAUAUAGUUGUAAUCACGCUCGCUGAACAAAUUUGCGUGUCAGCGUCUCAAUUGCCAAUCGCUUUGGCAACUCGUAAGACUCCCGAUGGAGAACGUGCGGUAAUUAGCGGAUGGGGUAGGGUUCGUCCGUUUAGUUUCUUGUCACGAAAUUUGCAAAAGCUCUCGUUGCCGAUCAUCGACAACAAGAUGUGUCAAGAAUAUUACAAGAACUUUACCAUUCUCGAUUCUCAGAUCUGUACGUUCGAGAGAAAAGGCAUUGGUGCUUGCAAGGGUGAUAGCGGCAAUCCUUUGGUCUACAACAAUACGUUAGUGGGCGUAUUCUCGUGGACAAAACCCUGUGCAAUCGGUUUUCCCGACGUUUUCACUAAUGUUAUCUAUUUUACGGAUUUUAUUGAACGGGUAAUUCAAACCGAUUAGUUCGGCUGCAGAUUUAAAAUGUAAUUAUCUGAGAAACAUGAAAGUCCUCGAAAAAAAAUUUCUUUCGAAAUAAGGAUAUCAGUUUUCAACAAUUUUUAAACAGUUUGUAAACUUGUGCGUACAAGUUGCAUUUUUUAAUGUUUUAUAGUUUUUUUAAAUGUAAUAUACUCGUAUAUGACAAUAAAAAAGUUUUGAUAAA